This is a messenger RNA of Plasmodium yoelii, 810 nucleotides long. RefSeq names its product conserved Plasmodium protein, unknown function. The record is from RefSeq and is a predicted model, not a curated record. The transcript has a single exon. NCBI's taxonomy places the organism in Eukaryota, Apicomplexa, Aconoidasida, Haemosporida, Plasmodiidae. Bases 1 to 810 code for a protein of 269 amino acids.
AUGGCUCCCUUUAAACCUUACAAGUUCAUAAUUUUUGAUAAUAAUUUGAAAAACAGCCAUUUUUACACCAAGAUAAUUUCAUAUUUGAAUUUAUCACUUCUUUGCAAAGAAAUUUAUAUAAAUGAAAAAUAUAACAAAAUAAAUUAUGAAAAUGUGUGCAAUAAUAAGCUUGUAUUUUUUUCAGAAAAUAAUUUACUAGAAAAAUUAAAAAAAAAUGUAUCAAUCAAUGGGGAAAGUAUGCAUAGUAAGUCAAAUUUGCUGACCAUAAAUGAAAAUAUAAUAGACAUACAAAAGGCAAUUAAAAAGGAUUUAAGUUCUAAAUCUUGCAAAGUUCAAAAAAGUGAAAAUAUACCUCAAAAAAAUGAAAAUAGCCAAGCUAUUGACGAUACCAAUAAGCUAGUAAGCUUUCUUACUUAUGAUAACCGAGGAAAAGACGAAUUUUUAAAAGCACUAGAUCUAAAUAAAUUAUAUAAUGUAGAUCAUAUAAAUAUUUUAUGCUUAAAUAAUUAUAACUCAAUAAUAGAUUUAUUAAAAAAUAACCCUUUUGAAAAUAAAAGAAUUUCAAUUUUUUGCCCUUUUCAUAUAAUAAAUAAUGAUGAUAAUAUAUAUCAAAAAGAAAUUAUAAAAAAAAUUAUAGAUUUUAUAUAUCCUAUAAUUAGUGAUUUUCUUCCACUAAAUUACAAACAUGUUUAUAUAUCCGAUUUGAUUAGAGCUAUAAUUAUAAAUUCAGAACUUUGCCAAACAAGCUCAAACAAAAAUCUCGAAAUAUUCAAAUUUAUAGACAUGAUGGAAAUUAUUGGAAAAUCUUGA